AUGGUCAAGCUGGCAGUGACAGGGACCAGUGUUAAUGAUCCAGGACAUCCAGACUACUGUCCAUCUAUUUUUCCAAGUAAUAUGACAGCCCAAGAAAACUGUUCACAGAGGGUGCAACGUUUUGAACGUGCAGCUAAGAGAUGUUUUACAGAAGAGAAUGGAUCACACCCAACAAAGAAAUUGAAACAAACAUGUAUGGAUGAAGACAAAUCCAAGGAAUUUACUGCAAAUUUUGAUGGUCGAGGUGACCUUGAGGAAGAUCUCCAUGAAGGCAUCCAACCAGAGGACAGUGUUCCAAGGACAUCAAUUAAAACACCAUUGGAAAUGACAGAAAGAGAGCAGUUAUACGAAGAAAUAAGCUCUUUGAGACAUGAAAGAGACGAAGCACUGUCACGAAUUGCAAGUUUGGAAAAGCUACUUACAUUAACAGCACUGAGUACAUCUUCCGUAGAAGGCAAUGAUGAGGCCUGUAAAAUGAUGACUGGUCUCUCAUGGAGUGUUUUUAUGUGCUUAACUACUGCAAUGAGUGCCCUUUUCCCUCCAGUUAAAAAAGGUAGUUUACCCUUGAAAGAGCAACUAUUCGUGACACUGUUAAAAUUGAGACACAAUCUCACCUUUGAAUUUUUAGCUCAUAUUAAGGGAAUUCCAAAGACAACAAUGAUUGACAUUUUUUGGAAGUGGAUUGAUAUGCUCUAUUCGAAACUAAGCUUCACAAUUGCUCCAACAGACAGAGAACAUAUAUUUCGUAUAUUGCCUGAAGUAUUCAAAGAGAAAUUUCCCCGGUUGACGUCAAUUGUGGACUGUUGCGAAAUAUUUAUAGAGACACCACAGAACCUCUUAGCGCGUGCACAAACUUAUAGCAGCUACAAAAAACACACAACGAUGAAAUUUUUUAUUUCCUGUAACCCGCAUGGCCACAUCAACUUUUUAUCUAAAAUGUGGGGUGGCAGAGCAUCUGAUGUGAUGAUAGUGAGAGAGUCUGGUUUCAUGGAAAGUACACAACACAUGCCCCAUGACCAGAUUCUCGCAGACAGGGGAUUCCUCCUUCAUGACGAGUUAGCAACACGAUGCAGUGCUCAGCUCCUCACACCAGCUUUCACAAAAGGCCAUAGCCAAAUGCCAGGCAUUGAACUUGAGGGAUCAAGUAAGGUGUCCUCAGUAAGGAUCCAUAUUGAAAGAAUAAUAGGUCUCCUUAAAAAUAGAUACACUAUCUUGAAAGGCACUUUACCCCUGAGAUGUGUCAAAAGUAUUAAAGAUGAAAGUAUGGAAGCUGCAAUAGCAAGUGGUGAUAAAAUAGUCAGAGUGUGUGCAGCUUUGGUAAACCUAGGUCCAUCCAUAGUGUUUAAGUAGUCAUGUAACUGUAGUAAAGUAUUAUAUGUGUUUUGAUGCUUUGCAUGUGACCAUUAAUAAUGCAGCUGCUUAGUAUGCUCAUGUUACAAGAAUCCUCAGACGGAAUGCUAGACAAAAUUUUGAUACAACUUGAUUGCUUAUCUUAUUGUAGCUUGUUGAUAGAUUAUGA
Molecule: messenger RNA, 1519 nt
Organism: Lingula anatina
Lineage: Eukaryota; Metazoa; Brachiopoda; Lingulata; Lingulida; Lingulidae
Source: RefSeq, a predicted model, not a curated record